UGUCCACGUAAGCGGAGUUUCAUUGGUAGACUAGAAGAGGAUAGAGGGAAGGGGGAGAGAGAAAGUGUGUGUAUAUAUAAUCGAGGUUGAGAGUUAUUAGGUGGGAUUUGGGGAGGCAACCAAAUCAUAAGGAAACAUAUUAUUAUUAUUAGUAUUAUUUGGAUAGCUAUCCUAGCUAGCAAGAAUAUGGGAAGGUCUCCUUGCUGUGAUGAAAAUACUGGCCUGAAGAAAGGCCCCUGGACUCCUGAAGAAGAUCAGAAACUUAUCAACUAUAUCAACAAAAACGGCCAUGGCAGCUGGAGAGCUCUCCCUAAACAUGCAGGUCUUAAUAGGUGUGGAAAGAGUUGCAGGCUGCGCUGGACAAAUUAUCUCAGACCUGAUAUUAAGAGAGGAAAGUUUUCUCAAGAAGAAGAACAAACCAUUCUCAAUCUCCAUGCUAUCCUUGGCAACAAGUGGUCUGCAAUUGCAACUCAUCUACCGGGGCGAACUGAUAACGAGAUCAAGAAUUUCUGGAACACGCAUCUGAAGAAGAAACUGAUCCAGAUGGGGUAUGACCCGAUGACCCAUCGCCCGAGAACCGAUAUAUUCUCGAGCUUGCCGCAUCUCAUAGCGCUGGCGAAUUUGAAAGAGCUGGUGGAUCAGCACCAAUCUUCAUGGGAAGAACAAGCCGCCAUGGCUAGGCUGCAAUCGGAGAUGGCUAAGUUUCAGUACUUACAGUAUCUCCUUCAGACUUCUCCGGCUCCGGCGCCGCCGCCGCCGCCGCCGGGGCCCGGUUUCUCGCCCAACAACCUCAAUAACACCGCAACUGCUAACAACAAUAAUAAUAGUAAUAAUAAUGUUUCGGAUAUGGAAGCGUACAGUCAUCUGUUGAGUACAGUUCUGGGGUCCUCAUCGGCGACGACCCAAAUGGAUAGUUCCGUUUUGACCUUGAGUAACCUCGGACAAGCUAUCCAGGAUUCUUCUAUCCCGUUCUCUCAUCUCCCUGAUCUUCAACCUCCUUGCGCCGCCAUCUUCCAGCAAUCCUCCAAGGAUAAUAAUAAUAAUAAUAAUAAUAUGGUUCAAGCUCAAGGGAUUUCCGGCUUUACUGUGCUUAGCGACGGGGAAAACUCGCCCACCUCUCCCUGGCUUCCGUCCUCUCUUUCACCGUCUCCUCCUCCGCCGCCGGUCGUCCCUGAGCCGCCCACGGUGGACGGUAGUGGCGCUUCCAGCUACGGCGGAGCUCCGCCUUCCUCGGUUUGGCCUGAUCUCCUUCUUGACGACGACCCUUUAUUUCCUGACUUGUAAGAUAUAUGUAUUAUCAACCUUUUGAUUAAACCAUUUUCAAAAUUACCCUUUUGUUUAUUUCUGUCUUUUUUUUGGCCUUUUAGAUUUUCUACUUUUUGGGGUUUUUUUUUUUUUUUUUAAUCACUUUUAUGAUGAUAGUGUAACACUAAUUACUGUUUUUUAGGUCUGUAUGUGUAUAUAUAUCCAUCCACACUAUAUAUAAUUAUGCUUUCUUUUUUUCCCUUAAUUGGGUGUACAUGGGGAUUUGUUAUAUAUGCAUGGGAUUUGGAUGAAUGAAUAUACACAUUUUCCUAA
Molecule: messenger RNA, 1578 nt
Organism: Ipomoea nil (Japanese morning glory)
Lineage: Eukaryota; Viridiplantae; Streptophyta; Magnoliopsida; Solanales; Convolvulaceae
Product: transcription factor MYB39
Exons: 3
Coding region: 187-1284 (365 amino acids)
Source: RefSeq, a predicted model, not a curated record